CACAUAUGUCGUACAAGUCGUUACUGACAGGAUAACAAAAUAUACAGCCCGACAUUCGUAUAAAACAAUUUCAAUGUUGUAGUAAGUCAAAAUCAUACAAGGCACACCUAACAAUAUUAUUGCUUUGUUGAAUUACUGAUGCAUUGUUGCCCCCACCGCUAACGUCAAUCAUAACGUAGUAGAACACCAUUUCACUUACCUUAUGUAUCACAACAUGUACGAAACGUUGCAACGGUAGGUGAUGACAUUUCGUCACAGGAAUGCAAAUGUUUAUAUUACUAUUGUCAAAUGCAUCGUAGACGCAAUUGAUUGAACAACAAAACCAUACACAUCGACAUAGAUUUAGAUCAGCCAUAAAGGUUAAUGGUUAUAGUCAGCCAUGCCCAUGGUCAAACAAAGCAUACCUAACAUAUCGUUGCUUUGUUAAGUUAUCAUUGCGUUGUUUACGUUCGAAUUCCCGCCCCUGCCCUUUACGUCAAUCAACAUUUGUUAGACUCAACUGUAGAACACGCUUUCAGGGACCGCGCCAUAGGCAAAUACACCACAUGCCCACCUGUCCAAGGGGAAAAUAACCCAAGCCUCACGUACAGACGACACUUUGAGGAUACCUGAGGACAUAGAGAACGAAAUAUCCAAGAUGGCGGAGGGCUGUUGUGCUUCUAUGAUCAAGAUCUUACUCUUUAUUUUCAACUUCGUCUUCUGGGUGACGGGAGCUGUACUGCUGGGAGUGGGGAUCUGGCUGCGUGUGGACCAGGAUGUGUCCAGGUUCGUGUCAGGUGACCUGAACAUGACCUGGUUCUACACGGCCUGUUACGUCAUGAUCGCCGCCGGAGCCAUCACCAUGGUGACGGGGUUCCUGGGAUGCUGCGGAGCCAUGAAGGAGAACAAAAUCAUGCUGAUGAUCUUUGCUGGCCUUUUGGGACUGCUCUUCCUCAUCGAGCUGAUCGCGGGGAUCCUGGGAGUGGUUUACCGGGACCAGGUAACGGCAUGGACGCGCAGCUCUCUUCUGGAAGCCCUUGGCACGGAGAAAAUUGAUGCUAAGAGUGACAGUUUCAAGGAGCUAGUGACAACUCUGCAGGGUGAGUACUCGUGCUGUGGCCUCGUCAACAACACCGACUGGCAAAACCCGUGUGUCCAGGACACGUGCCUGUGCAAAGUUGCCAACCAAUAUUGCCGAAAUUACAACCCAACUCCGCAGAGUUCAUGCAGUAUCUACAGGCCAUGCCUGUCUGAGUUUGAGAUCUUCCUGGAGAGAAACAUCAUCGUCGUUGGAGGGGUGGGGCUCGCCAUCGCCUUCAUACAGUUGGUCGGCAUUGUGUUCUCCGUCAUCUUGAUCAGGAACGUCAGUGGUGAAGAAAACAUCGCCUAGCCUUCAACACCGCCUCGUGCGACAGCCUUAGGAGUUGCAUCCACCACACCUGCCGACUGUAGAUAGAAACAAACGCUGUUUUGUACGAUGUGAUAUGACUGAAUGCAUAUUCGCUUAAACGCAGACAUGCUGUAAGCUAUAUGGAAAGGCAACUAAGUAUUAUCAGUAAACUGCACUUCGUAUGCAAAUCGCUAGACGGGACCUGCGUGCCCAGAUUGUUUGAACUUCAUGCAAUGCUACAGAACUGCUUUCUUAGUCUGUGUAACACAAACUCCGCUGUCCGGGCUGUAACUGGCCCCUCUCUGCAAAGGCCAGCAAUGUUGGGCGGGCUGUAUAGAAGCGUGAUUAAAUCAGGCUAACUGCUGUGAUAUUUUCUGAAAACAAAGCUAGAUCUAGUGAUGAAUGCACAUGCAAGUGACUUCAUUAACGCAAGAUUAUUAAAGAUUUACAUCUAGCGUGUUCACUAACCGAGUGAUAUCUAGAUUUUAUCCGCCGUUGUGAACAGAAGUUCUAAUCUGUGUACAACAAUCUUCUGCAAUAUUUUUUUCUUGCUUACCUACCGCCAGUCGGCUUUUCAAUUUCUAGAUCUUGCUAAAUAGCCGACAGCUCAACAGUUCAGGAGUGUAUCUAGUUCUCGAUUAAAAGAAUUUGAAAAUAGUCUGCUAUCUAGAAGGUUAUGUUUUCGAUAGCGUAUGCGUUUGUGUGUGUGUGUGGGGGGGGGGGGUGCGUUUAUCGAUGGAAAACAGAACUAUAGAAGGCCUGAAUGGAUUGUAUUAACAUUUGGUGUGUGAGUAGCUCUUAAUAAGACUUGAUAAGAAAUAUAAGAAAUGAUAAGAUGUUGCGCCUCCUAGCGGCUUACUAUGGUACUUAAGUGGGACUUGCGGUUGUGAUAUGACUACUGGACAUGAUUUGGUCUCGAUUUUUUAAUUUGUCUUGAAGAAGGAAGGAUAUUCUAGUUUUUCCUAACAAUUAUGCAAUUAUGGCACCGGCAACUAAUUCUACGUACGACGAAGUAGGGGACUGCUCCUAGCCUGGGUACCAUCCGAUUUCUACCGGGGCGUUACCCUAAAAGAUAUUUGUUUUAUGGUAGCGAGUGUAAGGAGCCCUGUAGAAAUCGGAUGGUACCCAGGCUAGACUGCUCCCACUGGAAUGAAACAAUUAAUUGACGCUUAAAAGUCGUUGCAGUUCUAUUUCACAUCGUUAGAGGCAUGUUUGAUACGCAGCUGCACCACGAGCCCGAUGUUUCUUCAUAUAAGUACUUAUUUCUUUUCAAGUGUUGCGUGUCAUUUCAACCGUUGAGUGAGCAAUUAAAAUAUA
Messenger RNA from Branchiostoma floridae (Florida lancelet), 2686 nucleotides. RefSeq names its product tetraspanin-8-like. Gene Ontology annotation, cellular component: membrane. The record is from RefSeq and is a predicted model, not a curated record. Lineage: Eukaryota; Metazoa; Chordata; Leptocardii; Amphioxiformes; Branchiostomatidae. The transcript has 7 exons. Bases 638 to 1369 code for a protein of 243 amino acids.